Messenger RNA from Heterotrigona itama, 598 nucleotides. The record is from the annotation of a GenBank genome assembly. Lineage: Eukaryota; Metazoa; Arthropoda; Insecta; Hymenoptera; Apidae.
AUGGCGUUGUCGGUAACAUAAAGAAGUAUGGCAGAAAAAAUCCUCCUGAUUAUGAUCUUGGCAAUGUCAAGUUACCAGUAUAUUUGUAUUAUGGCACCAAUGAUAUAGUUGUCGACGUGCAGGACAUUCAGCAGUUAUACGAAAUAUUACCCAAUGCUGAGAAAUUUUUAAUGCCAUGCGACACUUUCGCGCAUGUCGAUUUCGUGUGGGGAAAGCAUGUCAAUACUUUGCUAUACAAUAAAAUUCUGAAUCUUAUGGAGCGUUAUAGAAAUUAGAAUAUUAAUUAUUACUUAUGUAACGUGUUUAUCUUUGAUGCUUUUAUAUUCUAUCUAUACUAUUAUGUUAAUAGAAAUAUGAGUGAUCAUAAAUUUCCUUUUGUGGCUCUUCCAUUACAAAAUCCUAUCCAAUAUACAAAAUUCAAUAUAUUGUAAUAAAUAAUAAAGUUAAGAAACACAUGAAUUUAAAAUUUUAUAUUUCGCAUACCUCUUCUGCUCGUCCCUAACAUCUUAAGUUUUCAAAUCGACCCGGGUCUGGAGUUAAUUUGAAAGUUCAAAAAUUCUUGGAACGCAGUCUUCACAAUGUUUUCAUGGAGCCUCUU